AAAAAAGGAGAUCUGUCAGUUGUACGUCUUUUGAAAUAUCACUGAAAACAUGACAUUUACACUCUUGGCUUGUGUAAAACAGACAUUUUCCCAUGGAUCAAAUUAUUAAGAGAUUUUUUUAUAAACCUCCCGAUAAAUAUUAAAAUCUUUGCCUUUUAAAUCUUUAUGGCUAAAUGGUUAUUGAUGCUUUUUGACGCCUUCUCUCUUUCGAUCCCCUGCCAGUUUCAUCCUAAAGUCAACUCCACCAUCAUCAUGCCAAGAGUCUCCCGUCAUCAUAUCGUUAAUCGCAGCUUCUGCACCUUUCAGCCGCUGUCCCCCCAGGACGCUUUGGAGGAACGUCUCAUACUAGACUCCAUUGCUUGGCCUGAAACUCCACUUUUGCCAUCUCCUAUUUCCUUGGAGCAGACCACUGAUCCAGCCCAAAGCACCGUCACCAUUCUCCCAGGGAGGAAAGGGGGGCAGUGGCAUGUAGGGGACCAGCUGGAGGUUAUGAUACAAACCUUUGACUUCCAAGGUCGUCCAAAGAAGUCCGGGGGGGACUUCAUAACUGCCCGUCUGCACAAUCGGAAGCUCGAAGCAGGUGUGGCCGGGCAAGUUGUGGAUCAUCUGAAUGGGAGCUACUCUGCUGUAUUCUCUUUACUCUGGGAAGGAGACGCACAGGUUGAGGUGACUCUGGUUCACCCUAGUGAAGCUGUCACAUUGCUGAACAGGCUAAACAGAGAACAGCCUGACAGGACUUACUUCAAGAGCCUCUACCGCUCAGGCUCAGUCUCUGAAACCACCAUCUGUAACGUCUGCCUCCGGCCAACCAAACAGCUGAAGUGUAACUACACUGACCUCCGCACAGGCGAGCCUUGGUUCUGUUACAAGCCAACGAACCUGAGCUGUGAUACCAGGAUCAACCACUUCAGGGUAGCAUUCAAACAAAGUCUCACAUUGAAGGAGGAGAAGCUCUUUCAGAGUGGUGUUAACCAGAAAGUCUGCAUUCAGGGAAUAGGAUCUUUCAACGUGUUGCCUAAAGAGGAUGGUCAACUGAAGGUGAAGAGCAGCUCUGUGACAUCUCUACCAUCUGGUUAUUACUACCAGGGUGUGUGGCGAGCACUAGGAGGCACCACAGUAUCUCAAUUCAACAGUUCUGCCAUCACUCAGUGUCUGAAAGGCAAAGCAGUUCACAUGUAUGGAGACUCCACAGUCAGGCAGUGGUUCGAAUUCCUCAACGCACUUCUACCAGGUCUAAAGGAAUUUGACUUACACAGCCGGAAACAGGUUGGACCUUUUAUGUCCUUAGACUAUGAAAACAACAUCUUGGUGACGUACCGCUGCCACGGUCCUCCUAUUCAUUGGACCCCCAUCCCAACCAGAGAGCUUCGAUACAUUGCUAAUGAGCUAGAUGACUUGAAUGCAGGCCCCAACACUGUCGUAGUUCUUAGCAUCUGGGCUCACAUCAGCACUUACCCCAUGGAGAUCUACAUCAGGAGGCUACAGAGCAUCCGUAGGGCGGUGGUGAGGCUUCUGGACACAAAUCCCGGCACAAUGGUCAUCAUCCGGACCGCAAACUCCAGAGCUUUGAGCCUUCAAGUGUCCCUAACCAACAGCGACUGGUAUUCGCUCCAGUGUGAUAAGGUGCUCAAAGCCAUGUUCAAAGGACUGAAAGUUCAUUUGAUCGAUGCCUGGGAAAUGACCCUGGCUCACCACCUGCCGCACAACAUCCACCCACCACCUCCCAUUAUUAAGAAUAUGGUAAACUGUCUGUUUUCCUAUAUAUGUCCCCAAAAGCAUGGUUAGAUGUCUGUGUUUUCGGGGCGCGGACUGUGUAUUUGAGCACAUGUUAAGGUUAUUUUAGAAUUUCUAGCAAGUGCUGCAUUAUUCAUCAAUCAAAGCUCAGACCACAUCAAUGCUUAAAUCACAUAAUGAAUUGCCCUAAAAGGCCACAACAUUGAUUGUCCCAAUACCCUCACAUUCGAACAAGAAAAACUCCAUCCAAAUAUUGGGAGGAACCCUUUUCCAGGAUGGACAGAACUCAGUAGAUUUCAAUCAUACAGAAUCAACUGCAUAAGAGAGUUGCAACACAUUAAGUUCAAAAGACCGAAAUGAUUUAUACAACUAGAAAAUGCAUUUCCUGCAGAAAAUAAUGAAAGCUAAAAACUUUUUUUAAAUUGCUGAAAAUACUGACUCAAUGUUCUAUGUUCUAACAUUAUCAAUCGGUCGCAUGUUAUUAUAAUCUAGAAAAGAUUAACAGGCUUUAUCUUUAUCUACACAUGGUAUUAUAUGUACCAAGCUACUUAGUCCACUGAACCGUGGACGCCCACAGGCCUCCAGCCGGUCCUCUGGUCAGCCAUCCUCUUUAUCUGGACGGGAGUGAGCGAUUUGCUUUUCUCAUCAUGGUCACCCUAAAUGUAGUGCAGGAAUAGAAAAUAGUGUCUGCUACUCUGCUCUCCAUCUUGUACAAGGAGUAGAAUGUGAGCAUUACUUUUUAGUGGUCAAAGUUUAGCCCCGCAACGGUUUGUUUUAUAAUAAUAAACACCACUUUGUUUUAACUAUAUAGUAAUGCUUUUACUUCCGUUUUUAUUCAUUUUAUUGUUUGCAUGUUUUGAUUAUUUGUGUGGUGGCUAAUGUAUUAUUACAGUUGCGGUUUUAUUUAUCUAUGUUUUUAAUAAGUGAGUAGCUAAUAGGGCUGUCAACGAAUAUUCUAUAUUGGAAUAUAUAUUCCAAUAGUUGUUGAAAACAAAUUGUAAAUACUGUUGAAAACAACUAUUAGAAUGUGAAAAUGAAUAUUCAAAUGUAAAUU
Messenger RNA from Gasterosteus aculeatus aculeatus (three-spined stickleback), 2788 nucleotides. The record is from RefSeq and is a predicted model, not a curated record. NCBI's taxonomy places the organism in Eukaryota, Metazoa, Chordata, Actinopteri, Perciformes, Gasterosteidae.